AUGCCUACUUAUGCAAAAUUUAUGAAGGACGUCAUCUCCAAGAAAAGAACCAUCGAUCAUGACCCUAUUAUUCUAACCGAAACUUGUAGUGCUAUUUUGCAGGGUAUGAAGAUUCCGGUGAAGAAGAAGGAUAGAGGUUCCGUGACUAUUCCUUGUACAAUUGGGGAUAGGUUAUUCAAGAAAGCUCUAAUUGAUUUGGGAGCAAGUGUGAGCCUUAUGCCAUUGUCUAUCUACAAGAGAUUGGGGAUAGGUAACAUACAGAAUACAAGAAUGACACUCCAGUUUGCUGACCACUCUGUGAAAAGACCUUAUGGGAUAGUAGAAGACGUGCUUGUGAAAAUAGACAAAUUCAUGUUCCUAGUGGAUUUUGUGAUUCUAGAAAUGCCGGAAGAUGAGGAGAUCCCUAUUAUUUUAGGAAGGCCAUUUCUAGAGACAGGGCGAUGUUUGAUAGACAUCGAAGAAGGGACGAUGACUCUAAAGGUAUAUGAUGAGGAGUUAAAGAUAGAUGUGCGAAAUACCAUGAAGUACAAAGAUGAUGUUGCCACAAGCCAACACAUCGAGGUAAUUGAUCAAGUCAUCACAAAUGAACAUGCUUUGACAUCACAACAAUUGCCUUUAGAGAGAGUGUUGAGUUCGUCUAUUUUUUAA
Molecule: messenger RNA, 648 nt
Organism: Vicia villosa (hairy vetch)
Lineage: Eukaryota; Viridiplantae; Streptophyta; Magnoliopsida; Fabales; Fabaceae
Exons: 1
Coding region: 1-648 (215 amino acids)
Source: RefSeq, a predicted model, not a curated record